Messenger RNA from Pygocentrus nattereri (red-bellied piranha), 3057 nucleotides. It is a transcript of the gene pkdccb, whose product is annotated as protein kinase domain containing, cytoplasmic b. NCBI's taxonomy places the organism in Eukaryota, Metazoa, Chordata, Actinopteri, Characiformes, Serrasalmidae. The transcript has 7 exons. The coding region runs from base 113 to 1504 and encodes 463 amino acids. The record is from RefSeq and is a predicted model, not a curated record. Gene Ontology annotation, biological process: protein phosphorylation. Gene Ontology annotation, molecular function: ATP binding; non-membrane spanning protein tyrosine kinase activity.
AUGAGCAGCCUUCAGUAAACUCACUCGCGCUCAUCCUGGAAGCAUGAAGGAGCCGAAUGGGGAGAACGGCAUUAUUGGACAUUGUAGAAAGGAUAACCAGUAACCAGGGGCCAUGUCUUCCGCAAGAAACCCCCUUUUCACCGCCUCUUGCCUCGCUUUGGUGAUUAUUUCCUUAACAGUUGUUGUGAAGAAAUGGCACUUCGGUCUCAGAGGGAAGGCUUCAGGGGCUGACGCUCCAAACGUGGAUUUAACUCGUGACAAACUGCUGCAGCAGCUAAAAGAAAGGCAACAAGAACUGCUUCCCUUCUAUAUAACACCUCCUGGACAGCAGUUAGCCGGAGACUCAGCGCUUUUCUCAAACGUAGAUACCCGAAGGAAUGAAACCCCGGAGGGCUCGACCACUUCGGACAUUGGCUGUAGGGAGUUGCGUGGGAUGACAGUGGUGGAUUUCCUCGGUGCAGGUUACACUAAAACAGUGCUGAAAGUUGUCCUACAGCAAGGAACGGACGUAGCACUGAAAUCUGUGAAUGAGCAGGGCACUGACAUGAUGUCUUGCCUGGAAGAUUUCAGAGACCCCCAGGGCUGUCAAGAGCUCGUGUCUUUCAAACUGAGGAAGGAAGUAGUCCUCCUGCAGAGGCUACAGCACCCCAACAUUGUAAAGCUGAGAGGUCAGUGCCAGGACAGUGGCCUGGUGGGGGGGAUCGUGGCAGUGCUGGAGCAGGGAACCCCAGUGCAGAUGAUUCAGCUCCUGCAGAGCCCCUGGGAAGAGCGCUUUCGGGUUUGUCUUGGCCUGGUGAGGCUUCUUCAUUACCUGUCCCACUCUCCGCUGGGCUCUGUGGCCCUGUUGGACUUCCAGCCCCGUCAGUUUGUCAUGAUGUCUGGCGAGCUAAAGCUGACCGAUCUCGAUGAUGCCAGUGUCAGAGAACCUUCCUGCCGGACGGACUCAGACUGCCUGCUGCAGUUCCCGCUUCGCAACUUUACCGUUGCCUGCUCAGCGAACGGAUUGUGUGAGGGCCUCAACGAGAUGAGGAACCUGUACAAUGCCUACAGAUAUUUCUUCAUCUAUCUGCUGCCUCAUCAGGCCCCGACAACGCUGAAGCCUCUUGUGGAUCAGAUAAUGAACACCACAGGGGAGCUGAAACAUAGUGUUAACGAAACACUGGAGGCCUUUGAAGAGGUUUUGCAUGUAUUCAAGUCUGGGCUGCAUCUGCAGAACAUGCCGCCAUCGAUAAUUAAAGAAUACGCUGUAGUGAAAGAAAUGAGAACUGCUGGGAAUAUGGACUACAGAUGCUGGCCUUCCUACGAGCAGCAGGCGUGUGUGCUGUCUGUACACAAUGCCUUAGAGGCUGCCCACAUCUGCAGCUCUCACCCACAAUGCACCAGCUUCACCCUGAGCAGCCAAAAGACAUGGACAGGACGACUUCUCGCCUCAUUCAGGAGCGGCUUCAGCCAGCUGCUUCCAGAUGUGAGCUCCACAGUCUACAUGAGAAGUGCCAAAGCCUGAGCAGCUACACUUUAAGGGAAAAGAGAGAGAGAGAGAGAGAGAGAGAGAGAGAGAGAGAGAGAGAGAAAGAGAUGAUGGGGGAGGGGAAUGGGGAGAAGUCUGAAGUGAGCGAAUGUGAUGUAUUUAUAGGCAUCUCACUCAAAGGCCGUUUGAUCUGCCUGCCAAUCCUACAUACUGCCAAGAGGUGUUUAAAAGGAUUUCCCUUCAGGUAUAAUUACUCCCUCUACAAGAAAAGAAACACCUAGUCCUCUGUUUUUUCACCCUUCUCUGUUGUGUUUGGAUGGCACAGCUGAAUGAAAGGAUAUUGAGCCUGUUCUAUACUGUCUACAGCAAGCAGAGAGAAAGAAAACAAGCUCUUAUACAGACCUUCUUUGAUGUUCAUAGAGCCAGACGCUCCGCAGCUUUGUGCUAUAUGCUGGUACAUCUUUGGGCGCAGUGUUCCAACAAGUCAGAAAGUACAGAAGCAACAGCUGUAGUUCAAUUAAUGUACCGGCUGUUUUAAGAUGUUCGAUGUCUUACGUGGUUUGUUUUUGCAGUGAUUGACUAGGGCCACAACUAGGCCUGUACCUGGUGAUGAUUAACCCAGCAACUGGUAUCCCAAGUGACACCAAAAACUGUUAUCUCUGGUUUAUACCAAAAACAGUUAUCUUUGGUUUAAAAACCCUUUGUUUAUUUAUUGAUUUUUUUCAUGCAAACACUUUUUUAUAGCAAGACACUAGCAUUUCCAAAUGAAUAUAACUAAACUUUAAAACAUGUUGAAUGAAUUGAUAUUUUGUUUACCCCUUAAAAUUAAAGGAUUAUUAGAUACUAAGGCUUGUUAUUCAGUAACUACUGGGGCUUAAGUGCAAACUGGAUGAGCUAUUUUAAGGUUAUAAAAAUGUGUAAUUAAACUUUGGGUCUGCUGGUGCACCCAGGCCAUUUAAAGGGUUAAUACCACAUGUAUUUCACUUAACAUAGUUGAGAUUGUUCUGUAAAUGGGGCUGUUGAGCUGCACUGGUUGAACAUGCUCUGGGGGAGGUAGAUAUAAUGGCCACAGCAUUGGAGACAAACCUCCCCCCUCCCCCAACACAAAUACAACCUCCCAUCUUCUGCACCCCAUUAUGGUUUAAAAAUUUAAGAUGGUUAUAUUCCUCACAGUUACUCACAUGAGAUGACUCUUGUUACCAAAACAUGCCCACAACUAAUGUUUUCUUCUGUAAAUGAUUUAUCUGUAGGAUGUUAUUUAUCAACUAAUCAAACUGAUUUAUGAUGCAUUGAAAUAAUCAAAGCUGUAUCACCCCCAAAACGUCCUGUAGUGUAUUGCAAUCUGUCAGAAAGAUAAUGUGUGUCAUUCUAGAUAUGAAGGUUAAACAUUAUCAUAGAGCGCUUUUCUUUUUAAGAACAUGACACCUUUUUACAUAAUCAAUGUUCAAUCUACCAUUCCUGUUUCCAUCCAAUGGAUGAGAUGCUGUUGUUGUUCUUUCAGAGAAAGAGUUUGACAAUGUCUGUUGAGAUGUAGUAUGUUGUCUUUUUUGUGAUGCAAGGCGUAAAUAAAAAGCAUUUUUUGUUUCGUA